AUGCUUAAAUCAACACCUCCCUUCACCCCACCUCCACCCAACCUUCACCCCAAACCCCCUUCACCCCACACCCCCUUCACCCACCACCUCCCUUCACCAACCACCUCCCUUCACCCCAGCACCUCACUUCACCCAACACCUCCCUUCUCCCCAACACCUCCAUUCACCCAACACCUCCCGUCACCCCACACCCCCUUCACACCAAAGCCCCUUCACCCCAACACCUCCCUUCACCGCAGCACCUCCCUUCACCCCACCUCCACCCAACCUUCACCCCACAACCCCUUCACCCUACACUCCCUUCACCCCACACCCCCUUCACCCACCACCUCCUUUCACCAACCACCUCCCUUCUCCCAAAAACCACCCUUCUCCCAAACACCUCCUUUCACCAACCAUCUCCCUUCUCCCCAACACGUCCCUUCUCCCCAACACCUCCAUUCACAAAACACCUCGCUUCUCCCCAACACCUCCCUUCUCCCCAACACCUCCAUUCACCCAACACCUCCCUUAACCCCACACCCCCUUCACCCCACACCCCCUUCACCCCAACACCCCCCUUCACCCACCACCUCCCUUCACCGACCACCUCCCUUCACCCCAACACCUCACUUCACCCAACACCUCCUUUCUCCCCAACACCUCCAUUCAACCAACACCUCCCUUCACCCAACACCCCCUUCACCCCAAAGCACCUUCACCCCAACACCUCCCUUCACCGCAACACCUCCCUUCACCCCACACCUCCCUUCACCCCACACCUCCCUCCUCCCCUCACCUCCCUUCACCGCAACACCUCCCUUCACCCCACACCUCCUUUCACCCCACACCUCCCUUCACCCCAUAUCUCCCUUCUCCCCACACCUCACUUCACCGCAACACCUCCCUUCACCCCACACCUCCUUUCACCUAAGACCUCCCUUCACCCCACCUCCACCUAACCUUCACCCAACAUCCCCUUCACCCAAUACCUCCCUUCACUCAACACCUCCCUUCACCUCAACACCUCCCUUCACCCCACACCCCCUUCACACCAGCACCUCCCUUCCUCCCAACACGCCCCUUCACGCCACCAUCUCCCUCCCCCCCCCCCCCCAACACACGCCCCUUCACCCAACCACCUCCCUUCCUCCCAGCACCUCCCUUCCCCCCAACACGCCCCUUCACCCCAGCACCUCCCUUCCUCCCAGCACCUCCCUUUCCCCCAACACGCCCCUUCACCCCACCACCUCCCUUCUCCCCAACACCUCCCUUAACCGAAGCACCUCCCUUCUCCCCAACACCUCCCUUCAGACCAGAACCUCCCUUCACACGAACACCUCCCUUCUCCCCAACACCUCCCUUCGCCGAAGCACCUCCCUUCUCCCCAACACGUCCCUUCAGCCCAGAACCUCCCUUCACCUCAACACCUCCCUUCACCCAACACCUCCCUUCACGCCAGCACCUCCCUUCCCCCCAACACGCCCCUUCACGCCAGCACCUCCUUCACCCCACACCCCCUUCACGCCAGCACCUCCCUUCCUCCCAACACGCCCCUUCACGGCAGCAUCUCCCUUCCCCCCAACACGCCCCUUCACGCCAGUACCUCCCUUCCUCCCAACACGCCCCUUCACGCCAGCACCUCCCUUCCACCCAACAAGCCCCUUCACCCCACCACCUCCCUUCCUCCAAGCACCUGCCUUUCCCCCAACACGCCCCUUAACCCCACCACCUCCCUUCUCCCCAACAUCUCCCUUCACCGAAGCACCUCCCUUCUCCCCAACACCUCCCUUCUCCCCAACACCUCCCUUCGCCGAAGCACCUCCCUUCUCCCCAACACGUCCCUUCAGCCCAGAACCUCCCUUCAGCCCAGAACCUCCCUUCACCUCAACACCUCCCUUCACCUCAAACCUCCUUCACGCCAGCACCUCCCUUCCUCCCAACACGCCCCUUCACGCCAGCACCUCCCUUCCCCCUAACACGCCCCUUCACGCCAGCACCUCCCUUCCUACCAACACGCCCCUUCACGCCAGGACAUCCCUUCCUCCCACCUCCCUUCUCCCCAACACCUCCCUCCCCCCCUUCCCCCCAGUACCCCCCCGCCCCCCCUUUCACCCUAACACCUCCCUUCAGCCCAGCACCUCCCUUCUCCCCAACAACUCUCUUCUCCCCUGCACCUCCCUUCUCCCCAACACCUCCCUUCCCCCCUUCCCCCCAGCACCCCCCUUCACCCAAACACCUCCCUUCAGCCCAGCAUCUCCCUUCAAGCAAACACCUCCAUUCAGCCAUGAACCUCCCUUCACCCAAACACCUCCCUUCAGCCCAGCAUCUCCCUUCUCCCCAACACCCCCCUUCAGCCUAACACCUCCCUUCUCCCCAACAUCUCCCUUCAGCCCAGCACCUCCCUUCUCCCCAACACCUCCCUUCAGCCAUGAACCUCCCUUCACCAAAACGUCUCCCUUCACCCCCAAACCUCCCUUCCCCCCAGCACCCCCCUUCACCCAGCACCCCCCUUCACCCAACAACUCCCUUCAGCCCAGAACCUCCCUUCUCCCCAACACCUCCCUUCAGCCCAGCAUCUCCCUUCAGCCCAACACCUCCCUUCACCCAAACACCUCCCUUCACCCAAACACCUCCCUUCACCCAAACACCUCCCUUCACCCAAACACCUCCCGUCAGCCCAGCACCUCCCUUCACCCAAACACCUCCCUUCACCCAAACACCUCCCUUCACCCAAACACCUCCCGUCAGCCCAGCACCUCCCUUCACCCAAACACCUCCCUUCAGCCCAGAACCUCCCUUCUCCCCAACACCUCCCUUCUCUGCAGCACCUCCCUUCACCCAGCACCUCCCUUCUCCCCAACACCUCCCUUCACCCAGCACCUCCCUUCAGCCCAGAACCUCCCUUCUCCCCAACACCUCCCUUCUCUGCAGCACCUCCCUUCACCCAGCACCUCCCUUCAGCCCAGAACCUCCUUUCACCCCACUUCCCCUUCACCACAGAACCUCCCUUCACUCCAGCACCUCCCUUCAAAUAGUAGUCAGUAUCUCAAUCGGUGA
Messenger RNA from Haliotis rufescens (red abalone), 3039 nucleotides. RefSeq names its product extensin-like. The transcript has 3 exons. The record is from RefSeq and is a predicted model, not a curated record. Bases 1 to 3039 code for a protein of 1012 amino acids. NCBI's taxonomy places the organism in Eukaryota, Metazoa, Mollusca, Gastropoda, Lepetellida, Haliotidae.